AUGCUGGCUUCGAUGUCGAGUAACUCCGCCCUCAUCCCACUUGGAGGUAUUCAUGCUGAUUUAGUCCCAAGAGAUGUAUCGGCCAUCACAAAAGCUCCAGAAAUGCUCUCUGGACGAGUCAAGACACUUCAUCCCGCAGUGCACGCCGGAAUACUCGCCCGUGAUCUAGCUUCGGACGAGAAGGAUCUUGCAGACCAGAAUAUCAACAAGGUCGACUACGUUGUGUGCAAUCUAUAUCCUUUCAAGGACACCGUUGCUAAGAUCAACGUGACAAUUCCAGAGGCAGUCGAGGAAAUUGAUAUCGGCGGUGUAACACUCAUCCGUGCAGCCGCAAAGAAUCACACUCGCGUUACAAUCCUCUCGGAUCCUGAUGAUUACGCCAGCUUCUUGCAAGAGCUCGACAAUGGUGAUGUAUCUGAGGCUAGCCGCCAACGUCAUGCACUAAAGGCUUUCGAGCACACUGCCGACUAUGAUGCAGCAAUCUCUGAUUUCUUCCGCAAGCAAUAUGCUGGAAACGGUGCACAACAGCUCUCCCUUCGCUAUGGUGCAAACCCUCACCAAAAGCCCGCCAGUGCAUAUGUUCGCAGCGGUGCUUUACCGUUUAAAGUCCUUGGUGGUUCUCCAGGCUACAUUAACCUUCUCGACUGCCUCAAUGCUUGGCCCUUGGUCAAAGAACUCAAGCAGUCGCUCGGACUCCCCGCAGCUGCGAGCUUCAAACAUGUCUCACCUGCUGGAGCCGCUAUUGGUGUCCCCCUGAAUGAGAAAGAGCGCAAGGUUUACAUGGUUGACGACAUUGAUGGUAUCUCGGACUCUGCUCUUGCUCAAGCCUAUGCUCGGGCACGCGGUGCCGACCGUAUGUCCAGCUUCGGGGACGUUGUCGCUUUGUCUGAUAAGGUCGACGUUCCUACUGCAAAGAUCAUCAGCAGGGAGGUCUCCGAUGGAGUCAUUGCGCCUGACUAUGAACCCGAAGCACUUGAGAUUCUCAAGAAAAAGAAGGGUGGAAAAUACCUUGUUCUCGCCAUUGACGAGUCGUAUGAGCCAGCACCACAAGAGACCCGGACAGUGUACGGUGUCACAUUGACACAGGGUCGAAAUGACGUAAAAAUCACACCCAAUGGAACCUUCAAUUCGGUUAUUCGUCCCAAGGAUAGUCCUAAGCUCUCUGAAUCCGCACUUCGCGAUCUCACCGUCGCCACCAUCGCGGUCAAGUACACUCAAUCCAACAGCGUUUGCUAUGCUGUCAAUGGUCAGGUCAUCGGACUCGGUGCCGGCCAGCAGUCACGCAUUCACUGCACACGUCUCGCAGGUGACAAGGCGGACAAUUGGUGGAUGCGAUUCCAUGAGCGGACAUUAAGUAUUCAGUGGGCAAGGGGCGUCAAGCGGCCAGAGAAGAGUAAUGCCAUCGACAUGCUGUGCUCUGGUCAGGUGCCACCUCAGUCAGAAUUCGAAACCAAGGAUUAUGAACGCAAUUUUGCAGAAGGCCAGGUACCGCAGCCCUUCACUGCUGAAGAGAGAAGGGCAUGGUUGGAUCAAUUAUCUGACGUCGCAGUUUCAAGUGAUGCUUUCUUCCCCUUCGUGGACAAUGUCUACCGCGCCGCUAGGAGCGGUGUGAAGUAUAUUGCUUCACCCACAGGCUCACAGAAUGACGGUGCGGUGUUUGACACAGCGGAGAACCUUGAUAUCACCUUCAUCGAGCAGAGUACUCGGCUUUUCCACCACUAA
Molecule: messenger RNA, 1722 nt
Organism: Exophiala aquamarina CBS 119918
Lineage: Eukaryota; Fungi; Ascomycota; Eurotiomycetes; Chaetothyriales; Herpotrichiellaceae
Product: bifunctional purine biosynthesis protein ADE17
Exons: 2
Coding region: 1-1722 (573 amino acids)
Biological process (GO): 'de novo' IMP biosynthetic process
Cellular component (GO): cytosol
Molecular function (GO): IMP cyclohydrolase activity; phosphoribosylaminoimidazolecarboxamide formyltransferase activity
Source: RefSeq, a predicted model, not a curated record